AUGCCUCGUUUGUGUGCAAUGCAAUCCACGUUAUUAAAACGUAGAUUGCAUUCUUCUAUCAGAUUGUGUGAGGAAAGUGACCAAGGUGACGUUCAAAUAGGUAAUCCAUUUUGUUUAGAACCUAUUGAGUACGAGAGUCGUACCUUUCGGAAACAUGACAACGUACGUCGUCAGAGGCUUUAUGAAUUUGGAUUGUAUGUGGCGGCUUGCAUGCCAAAAUUUGUUCAGAAAAUCCAGAUGCAACACACCGAUGAAUUGGAGAUUCUAUGCGCUCCAGAAGGUUUCCACCCAGUCCUGUCUUUCUUAAGACUUCAUCAACAUGCAUGUUUUGAAACCUGCUCUGCUGCUACAGCCGUAGAUGUGCCCAGCCGAGAAUUCAGAUUCGAAGUCAUUUAUUGCAUUCUGAGCUUACGGUUUGGAGAAAGAGUCAGGGUGAAGUCUUACACUGAUGAACUCACCCCUGUAGAGUCUGCGUAUGACCUUUGGACUGGCGUCAACUGGUUCGAAAGGGAAAUUUACGACAUGUUUGGUAUAAUUUUCCGUAAUCACCCAGAUCUAAGAAGAAUUCUGACCGAUUAUGGUUUCCAAGGCCACCCACUACGAAAAGACUUUCCUAUCACGGGUUAUAUAGAAGUACGAUACGAUGACGAAUUGAAAAAACUUGUAUAUGAGCCAGUAGAGUAUGCGCAAGAGAUGCGCCAAUAUCAAUUGGAAUCGCCUUGGAAUUACAUGAAGAAUUUUCACGAAGGGUACAAUAACCCAAAACCAAUUAAGAAGUGA
Messenger RNA from Zerene cesonia (dogface butterfly), 780 nucleotides. RefSeq names its product NADH dehydrogenase [ubiquinone] iron-sulfur protein 3, mitochondrial-like. The record is from RefSeq and is a predicted model, not a curated record. Gene Ontology annotation, molecular function: NADH dehydrogenase (ubiquinone) activity. The transcript has a single exon. Bases 1 to 780 code for a protein of 259 amino acids. Lineage: Eukaryota; Metazoa; Arthropoda; Insecta; Lepidoptera; Pieridae.